ACUACCCCUUUCCCCAAUCACUUUCCCUUCACCCAUUUAUGUCGACCACCAGUUUCCGGCGAAGAAUUCCGGCCAUUUCCAGUACAUCCAACAACCACACACGCCAUAUUCUCUUUCAAUCUCCCCACCGGAGAACUCCCUCGACGAAUCGCACUCCUUCCAAGCCCUCCAAAUUCACCAGAUGUUCCUCGGAACCCAACCUUUGGACCACUGCCAUCACCAGCGCCGCCGCUGAUCGGAAUUUUUCCUCGGAGAAGGAAGGGGAAGAGGUUGUUAUUUUUCGUCCUCAUACGUUUUCGGAAGCCUUUGCUUCAUCUCCUCUGUUGAUUCCUUCAACCGAUCAACUACUCGAGGGCUACAAGAAAGAUGCUAAAGUAGUGAUCAAUGUGACGGUUGAAGGGAGCCCAGGACCAGUACGAGCCAUGGUUAAACUAGGAUCUAAUGUUGACGACACAAUUAAACUAGUUGUUGCUAAAUAUGUUGAAGAAGGAAGAACUCCAAAGCUUGAACCAACUACAUCACCAUCCUCCUUUGAAUUGCAUCGCUCUUAUUUCAGCCUCCAGAGUCUUGACAGAAGAGACAUUAUUGGAGAACUUGGUAGUAGAAGUUUUUAUCUUCGAAAGACCCAUGGAGGAGAAUCAUCGACUACUUCACCACGAGGUAUUACCAAAGAAACAAUGGACGAUGUUGCCUUACCAAUUCCUCCUGGUUUCUUGCUUUCUAGCUUCUUUGCUAGAAAAAUGGGCAAAAUUGUAAGAAGAACAAGAAAGCUCUGGAAUUUUAUUAUCUGUUUGAAGUAAGAUCGUGUCUAACAAAUUUCAAAGAGUAACACAACAUAUAUAUGUCACUCUCUAACCUUAUUUUUCCAUUUCUAUUUUCUUUAUCAUUUGGUUAUUUUGUCAUUUCAUAAGAGGAGAUUUGUCAAGCUUACUAAUGGAAAGAAAUACCAUUUGAUUUAGGCUUUAAUUGUAUAUAGCAUAUAUUCUUAUUUGUGAACCAUUGAACAUUGUAUGGUUACAAGAUUGUUAUAGUAAAUAGAGAGAAUUCAAUUCCUAAACUUUUAUUCA
Molecule: messenger RNA, 1067 nt
Organism: Cucumis sativus (cucumber)
Lineage: Eukaryota; Viridiplantae; Streptophyta; Magnoliopsida; Cucurbitales; Cucurbitaceae
Exons: 3
Coding region: 39-800 (253 amino acids)
Source: RefSeq, a predicted model, not a curated record